Wyeomyia smithii (pitcher-plant mosquito) is the source of this 13316-nucleotide messenger RNA. It is a transcript of the gene Rdl, whose product is annotated as gamma-aminobutyric acid receptor subunit beta. Gene Ontology annotation, cellular component: membrane; synapse; neuron projection. Lineage: Eukaryota; Metazoa; Arthropoda; Insecta; Diptera; Culicidae. Gene Ontology annotation, biological process: chemical synaptic transmission; signal transduction; regulation of membrane potential. Gene Ontology annotation, molecular function: chloride channel activity; neurotransmitter receptor activity; GABA-A receptor activity. The transcript is spliced from 10 exons. The coding region runs from base 1210 to 2871 and encodes 553 amino acids. The record is from RefSeq and is a predicted model, not a curated record.
UCGGAAGGAACAAUUUUGCACACCGAACAAAAGCUUCCUUCCCGGCUUCAAGUGUCGAAGUGGACAGCUAAUAGGGAAAAGCUUUUCUGUUACUGCUGCUGCUGUUGCUACUACUACUGUUGACUAGAAUUGGCUUUUGAUUCUUUCACUCUCAUCCUUACCGAACGAGCUUUUUAGUGCGUGAGGACAGUAGCCGUGUGUGUUUGAGAGAGAGAGGACGAGAAAGAGAGAAAUCGAGGGAGUCGGGAGUGACAGAGCUUUUGGAGCAACUUUUCCAAAUGUGUAGUUUUUUUGUGUGUCCCACCCAAAAUAUUCUAGUCUGAGAUGGAAAUUCAGCCCGAUAUGGCUGUUAUUUGUGCUGGCAAAAUGAAAUUAUAUAAAAUACUGAACAGUCGAGCAAGGCGGCAGCUGUAGCGAUGGAAGAGGAUUCGCUGCUGUCCUACUGCCGUUGUUUUGUGAGAAAAUUUCAUUUUUCAUCGUGUGAAUUACUAUGCGGUUAGGUUGUAACGCGUAAAAAGUGACAGUACAUUCAGGAUAACGCAAAAUGUAUUCGAUAAUCUGCAGUAGCGUAGAACGAUUCGAAAGCAUCAAUAUACUAGCAAUGAGAAAAUUUGCUCGGUGAAAUGAACAACUUACCGACAAAAUCGGGGUGACCAACAGAGUAAGCAACUUCAGUGUGUGUGGUGGAAGUGACGAAGAAGAAAUAAAGUGCUUUAAAUAAAUGGUUGGAGAUUAGCGAAAAAGGUUUUACUAGCAAGCGCGAGAGCAGCCACAAGCGGAAAUCCAGGGAGGCAAGUUGCAAUUUCCAGCAGAUACAACAACAACAACUGCGACGUACCCCAAAUCUUGUGGAAAAAAUGAGACGCACCGAAAAGAGCACAUAAAUUAGCAACAGCAACAUCCAGCUAUUACCUCAAUUUUCCAAAAAAAGAAAGAAAGAUAAAAGAAAUACAACAGCAACAACAACGCAAGCAACCGAAACAAAAGCGAGAAUUGAGAUCACUUUUUGCCUGCGAGAGCAAAAAGGUACCUGCAUACCAUCCGCAAGGAGCAGAGGGAACCAUCCGCCAGGGGAAAAGAAAAAGACCUCUACUCUCAGAAUCCAACGCAUAAAGCGAUCAACUAGGGGGAUAGCUUAGAAAAAAAACCUUUCGCAGCCAAAGGAGCCCAACGGAACCAACCAUCGACACAGAUCAACCGACAGGAACCAUGUCGCUGGAUAUCGAAGUGCCGCACGUCAGGUGCCCCUCUUUAGGUGUCCUGAUUUUGACACUUAACCUGGCGCUGUUUCUGCCUCAGACUAUAAAUAGGACUCCACCAUACGUGCUCGCGGGGACCGGCGGUGGCAGUAUGCUAGGGGAUGUAAAUAUUUCGGCAAUUCUGGAUUCGUUUAGCGUUGGCUAUGACAAAAGAGUAAGACCAAACUAUGGAGGACCGCCGGUAGAAGUGGGAGUCACCAUGUAUGUGCUGUCUAUCAGUUCGCUGUCUGAAGUUAAAAUGGAUUUCACAUUGGAUUUUUACUUUCGACAAUUUUGGACUGAUCCACGUUUAGCUUACAGAAAAAGGCCGGGUGUAGAAACACUGUCAGUUGGAUCUGAGUUCAUAAAGAAUAUUUGGGUACCCGACACGUUUUUUGUAAACGAGAAACAAUCAUACUUUCAUAUAGCGACUACUAGUAAUGAAUUUAUAAGAAUACAUCAUUCUGGAUCUAUAACUAGAAGUAUUCGAUUAACAAUCACAGCAUCAUGUCCAAUGAAUUUACAAUAUUUUCCAAUGGAUAGACAGUUAUGUCAUAUAGAGAUAGAAAGCUUCGGAUACACGAUGCGAGAUAUCCGAUAUAAAUGGAAUGAAGGCCCCAAUUCAGUCGGAGUCUCGAGUGAAGUAUCUUUGCCUCAGUUUAAGGUUUUGGGACACCGUCAGCGUGCUAUGGAAAUCAGUCUCACAACAGGAAAUUAUUCACGUUUAGCAUGUGAAAUACAGUUUGUACGUUCGAUGGGUUAUUAUCUCAUUCAGAUUUACAUACCAUCCGGAUUAAUUGUAAUCAUAUCGUGGGUAUCAUUUUGGCUAAAUAGAAAUGCUACACCAGCACGUGUUGCAUUAGGUGUAACCACUGUCUUGACAAUGACAACACUGAUGUCGUCAACGAAUGCUGCCUUACCGAAAAUAUCUUAUGUAAAAUCGAUUGACGUAUAUUUAGGCACAUGCUUCGUCAUGGUAUUUGCCAGUCUGCUGGAAUACGCCACCGUCGGUUAUAUGGCGAAGCGGAUACAGAUGCGCAAGCAGCGCUUCAUGGCAAUCCAGAAAAUCGCUGAGCAGAAAAAGCAACAGCAGGCGGACGCCAACCAUCCGCCUCCACCGCCACCGACCAGCGAUCACAGCCACGGUCACGGCCACGGGCACAGCCAUGGCCACCAGCACACCCCGAAACAACAGAUGGGCAGCCGUAGCGGUACGAUGUCCAAUGUGCCCCCCCAUAAUAUCGCGGGAUCACGAGGUUGUUCUAUUGUAGGUCCACUAUUCCAAGAGGUGCGCUUUAAGGUGCACGACCCGAAGGCGCACUCGAAAGGCGGCACGCUCGAGAACACGAUCAACGGCGGACGGGGCGGCGGUGGACCACCGGGCGGGGGUGGCGGUCCACCGGGCGGUGGCGGAGGCGGACCGGACGAGGAAUCGGGCGCACCGCAGCAUCUGAUACACCCGGGCAAGGACAUCAACAAACUAUUAGGAAUUACGCCCUCAGACAUCGACAAGUACUCUCGUAUCGUUUUUCCGGUCUGCUUCGUGUGCUUCAACCUGAUGUACUGGAUCAUCUAUCUGCACGUGAGCGACGUCGUUGCGGAUGAUCUCGUGCUACUCGGCGAGGAGAAGUAGGCACGCAGACGGAGACGACGGACGGCGAAGACGACGACAACGCGCUAGUACACCCCGCAAAGAACGCAAACUAGAUGAUAAAAGAAAAAUUGCAAAAACUCACACGCUAGGGUCUAACAGGAGCCAGGAUCGAACCCGAAACACUAAACAAAAAUUAUGACAUUCACACACAGCACACACUAGUAUUGAACAUGACAAGAGACAUGAAAGGUAAGAGAAAUGAGGAUAAAAUAUAACAACAAAAGUAUAAGAAAUUUUUAGGGUUUAUUUUUACCUAUUUACAGUUUCGGUUCUUUUUUAUACGUAUACAAGAGACAAAAAAGAAGGAAACACUAGAUUUUACCGUUAUUGAUGAUUAACAUAGAGAAGUAACGAGAAAUAUUCCUAAUUCAUAAACCAACACUUAGCAACACGUACUCGUGUGAAACGCAAGUACUAAAAAAGCAAAACCAGGCGGAAAUCACGACUAAAUCAUAAGCAACUAACAGCUAACCAAGAAGCUAUAGUUAAUGAAAUGCAAAGCUAAAACUACAAAAAAGUAUCUUCACAGUAAACAUCAAGACAAAACGAAAACAAAAAAACUGGUGAAUUGAAUGAGUCUAGGAACGAAAAACAUUUUCCAAACUACAAACCUUAUAACAAAAACAAAUAACACACUCACGCAAAUUCACUGCAUUCAAGUUAAUACUUAAAACAACGUAGAAAAUCAAAACAAGCAAGUUUUCGAAUUCGAUUAAAGUGUUAGGAUCACUCCAGUAUCCGAGAAUAAGCAGUUCAGGCAGGACCACUGCUAAUACUACUCGGAAAGCUUGAAAAAAAAAAACGAGAAAAAAUACCUGUUAACUGGCAUUUCCAAUAUGUAAACCGCGUAGAGUUUUGGUUGUAACGUUAAAGAAAAAAAAACAAGCAAACAAACUAUAUACAAAACUAGGCAAACGACUGUAGAACAACAUCUCUCGGACUAUGACAGGGCGGACUGGGGUAAGGAAAUUCGGUUUCGGUUCAGGUUUUUAACGACAGCACGAACGAGUGAAAGAACAUGCGAACUUCAUUCAUGCGGCGUCAAUCACUCGCCUUGCACUAGAUUGGAUUUGGCUCCUGGGAGCUGUAGAAGAUACGAAACUGACCAUAAACUGCCCCCCAUACAGCACAGUGUGUGCUUGAUAAGACACCGACGGAGCAAAAGAGGAUUCACCCGAAAAGGGGAGUUGUUUUAAUCAGCAACCACUCGAGCGGUCUGGAAGGGCGUAUGUGUACGAACCUCGAUUAUAGCGAUCCGCCAGGGAUGGUUUGACGAGGCAUUGUACCGAGAGUGUGCAAUAAACUUAGCCUUCCCCGGUAUAUCUCCCCGUAGAGCAGCCACUGGCAUGGGAAAGGCCUCGAUUUAAUUUUCUCGUAAAUUUCACCACAGUUCAGCGCCAGGAGCACUAACUUGGAGUCAAACACGGCGUGCGGAAGAUCGAAAUCGAGUGACAGGUUGGCUGAUGCAGGCCCGAAUCGAAACUGAGCGGAAGAGGUUAAUGUGAAAUUAAUUAUUAAUUAUUAUAUUAAAAUUGAUUCUCUGAAUGCUUCCAAUAUAUUUGCCAAAAACCAGAAACUAUACAUACACAGAUCGAAUAAAGGUGUGCUGACGCGAGUGCAGAUAAUUAUGUUGUAAUUAUGUGUAUCGUUCGGUGCGCUGAUUUUGAAUAAAUGGGUUUCAUUUCAAUAGCGAAGCUUUACACCGUAUGAAGCGGUUAAAAUGUGUCACACAGGUUUGUUUGUUUAAAAAUUACCGUACGUAGCACAGAUGCACCCUCAGAAUAUAGCAGGGGUGAGACGAUGAAAAUGGACAUCUUGCAAAUUGCUCUUUUUAUAGGUUAACUAUUUGUACACCCCCUCCCCCCACAGAGUCCCAACCCAAGAAACCAACAAACCAUCAUUCGUACGCAUAGCCUACUUUCCCAUUCGCUCCGGUCCGACAAACGAGAACAGACGACAUCCUUCGUAGUAUGCAAAAAAACGUUUCUAUGUUCGAACGGGAGCAGUAAUAUUCCAGUAAAAUAAUUCUGAACCGCAGCGUUGUUACACACGUACCCCAAUGGUGAUAUUUUUUAUACUAAUGAGAUUAACCGUAAAGAAUACACACAGAUAGAACAGGCCACAAACCGUUACAAUCGCGUUUCGCUAGAAUCCGUAGAGACAACUAAAAAAAAAGAAAACCCAAUUUAUUCGAGUUCACCUAAGUCUUAAGUAAAAAAAGCAAGAACAGAAGCCAUAAACAGUUUAAAACCAGAAACAAAACAAACACAAAAGCUCAUUUUAAACAGGAAUGAGUAGCACGUCUACUAGAGUGGAAAAAACAACAACUUCAACACAGACUCGAACGGAAAUCCGGAAAGUUUGGCACAUAAAAUCAAUCACGCGGAAUCGAUUAAAUUAAUGCAAGGAGGUUUUUUCUUUGUUUUCUACCAAGGUGAGAGAGAGCAAAAUUGCAACAAAUGUUCAAAAAAAAACAAUGCAAUUGACGGUGGACGAACACUCUACGUGGGAGUUUUAACUAAUUUUGAGUUUGGCAAACUGCUCUUUCCCUCUUCCGGAAUGGUUGCCGCUUCAAUCCGUUUGUAUACAAAGUGGUGCUAUCUGCAUGUGAAGUAGGUGUGAUUCAAUUUUCGAUCGUCGCGUUUGGUCGGAAUCAGGUAAGAGAACAACAAUAUUUAGUACUACAUCGGAGCCAACUGCUCGGUUUCAAAAAACUGGACGUCUUUUUUGCCUAUAACCAUGUCUUCAUGUGAAAGACAUCGGAUGGAUGAUUGGCUGCACACGAUUUAGUGUUAGGGUUGCCACCUGACAGGGGUGUUGGCUUUCUUGUAAAAAUUUGAGAUGAUAAUAUUGAUGUAUUUUAUCAUACUGCAUUUACAGGGUGUCACCGUGAAAGUGAUACACUUUAUUAAUGCUAUAAAUAAAACAUGAAUUGGUUCUUUUUUAUUAUCAUGUAGAGAGUAAAGCUACGGUUGAAUUAGUUCAAUUCAAAUUUUUUCACGAAACAGUUCGUAGAAGUGCUCAAUGUAAUGUGUUUAACUUCAGCAGGCUGGAAUAUUACAAAGACAUGCUUCACACACACGAUAAUUCUGCUUGUUCAAAACAGCCUCCAACUUUAACAAUUCUUCAUCUAAAAAAACUGUUGUUAACUGCGUGCGUCUUCAGUAGCACUCGACAUCUGGCAACCCCGUCGGUGUUAUUUCUGCGAGAUAAUUCUUGAAUCUUUUUUUUUUUUCUUGAAAGCUCCGUAUCCAAGGUGAUUUCACGAGCAACUUUUCUUGUCGCCCGGGCAGGAUUUCGCCAUUUUUAACCGCUCUGAUCACCGUUACAGUCCACGCACUCCGUUAUUUACCUGGCUCCUGCUUGGGGACAACCGUGUCAGUUUCCUGUACAGGUAUAAUCAUGUAGCUACACUUUUUCCGUGCUGCUUUUUCGCAGCUUCAAAUAAAACAUUUUCAGUGUCAUUGCAUUGGUAUGCGUAAUAAUGGGAUAGCUGUCAAUUCGUUUUGUUUUGGUCAUUAUCGCAUUCGUCAUUUUGUCUCGUCUCCAUUUCAUAUGUCCAUCUCGCAAAUGUGCUGAGAAAAAAUUUGCCUGACACUUUACCACGUGGAACGGAAACCAAAACAAACCAGUUUUGACACAUACGUGUGAAUGUGUUGGAAACUUCCUACAGUACACUCUGCUUUUUCGGGUGUCGUUAGGGACAGAAAAAGUGUAGGGAGAGACAAAAAAGGGUAGUCCGAAAAGUCAAAUAAAACAUUUUCGGUGUCAAAAGUGUCUUGACGACAAAUCCAACCAAAUGAUCUUCACUUCAAAGCGAAAAAGAAAAACAAACAGUCCACUCAACCAAAAUGAACCUCACCGGAACACUUUUUCAUAUAUAAUAUAAUGAGGUGUUUUGACAGUUCACUUCUAUGCAGAAAGCGGGAAGGGAGAACUCUGAAAGGAUUGUAAAAAAAUAACGUUUCUGGAUGCUUUUUUUCACUUUCACUCAAGACUGUCAACAAAUAUCAACCCUGCUCAAUUCCUGAAUGAAAGUUGUAACAAGGGGGUCACCCUGUAACAAUACUCUUAAAUUUGCCCGGCGAAACCGUUACAGGGCGGCCAAGUACCUCUACGGACUUUUGGAACUUUGCUAGUACACAAAAAAAGGAAAACAAACAAAAUAAACAAGCAAAAACUUAUCGCGAUUUAUUCCAGUUUCCCUCUUCGCUGUCGUUGGUGGUAAAUUUAUUCAGACGGUGGUUGUUGUCCUGCGGCUCAUGGGAUUUCCCACUGGCGAUAUCCAUUGCUACUUCCAGCGACUACUCCAGCAGUCGUCAGCUCCUCCCCAAUGUUCCUCGGCGGGAGGUGUUUACCGCUCCCUCGCUCCUACGGGAAACAAACUGUAAAAACCAAACAGUUAAAAACGUGCAAUUUUCGAACAAUAGCGAACAACGCGUGUCACUCGUACCGUGAUCGAGGCAAAACUCAAUGAUUCCCGCGAUGGCUGCAUUCGUUGCCGACCAAAACAAACCCGCCGAGACGGAAUUCAGCACUCAGCACAGCACUUUUUACCAGCUAGAGGAAAUCCCCUGCCUAUCUAACCCUUAACAUCAAUUCACAAAUAUGACAGAGAAACUAUCAAACCUACUAAACGCGACAAUAUCGUUCCCAAACGAAAAAAACGAAUGAAUUUCAACAAAUUCACGUGCACGAUAUUCGGCACAGUGAGAGUUGUCAUAUUGGGUACACGUUCUUGCGGGAGUAUCCAAAUGUGGUUAUUUUUAAUACAUACACUCUCUCGCAGCAGUACCUAAAAUUAGGAAAUUUCCCAUUCGAUGCUAAAACUGCAACCGCGCAGGUUUAGCAGAAAACACUCAACCUCAAACAGCAACUGUCACGAACACGAACACGAACUGUCAAAUAGAAAUUAAUGUGAAGGUUUGGAAGAAGGAAAAUUUCGUCAGUAAAAGAAUGUAAGUUUUGAGCGACAUCAAGUUGAAAAAUCACACUUCGUUUUACGAACGUGAGAUAACGCUUAGUUCUGUUUGGUCUGUUGUUACCAAACACUACAAUGACAUACUUGAAGCGUUAGCACUCUUCUACGGUAUCUCCUCACUUAUAUUUACCUCACUGAAUGAAUUCUACUACUGAUAGUUUCUGCAAUGGUAAAGAUUUGAAGGAGAAAUGGGUACAGGGUGAGAAAAAAUUAUCCGUGUUCAAUGUUUCAGUCAUAACUGUAUUUUUCCAAUAUUAAACAACAACAUAUUUAUACAAAAUGUAGAUAUGUGGCAUGGUUUGUAAUAUUUACAUCACGGACUCGAAAUGUUUAGGGAAAUUAUCGACGAUUGACGAUAGUUCUUCCACAGAUAUGGCAUUACAGGCUUUGGUUAGACUAGCUUCCAAACGAUCCGAUAAUUUAUGUGGUUUAGUACAGGCUCUGGAUUCAAGAAUAGGCCAAACGGAAUGGUCCAUUGGAUUUAAAUCAAGAGAGUUUGAAGGCCAUUCAUCUUUAGUUAAAUAUCUCGGAAAAAGUCUGCUACCGAGUUCCAGUAUUUUUUUUCGCUCCAUGCGAUGGAGCUCAUUUCAACAUCUGUCAAAUCUUAGUCAUACACUGAAACAAAAAACACGGAUAAUUAUUCCUCACCCUGUAGAGCGCACUGAUCUUGUGUUCGAUUUCCUAGAUCCUUGGAAAAAUUAUUUACAAAUAAUUGUACGGCACUUUUCAAAGCAACAGGUAAUCCUGUAUGCAUAGAUAAACAGAUGUACCACUCCAUACAAAAUUCUAAGAAAAUUGUGGUUCCGACUAUCUUGUGCGACACCUAUUGGACAUAUUCCGCAAAAGAUAUGCUUGCAGCCUUUCUGCUGUUUUGGCAGCACGGUGCGCGACAACUGUCAACUGAGUUCAAGAGAAAAAGCAUACCAGCGCCACCACCUCUGCGGCGUGAAUAUUCCGCAUAACUGAAACUCAUUUGAAUUGACCGUUAUUUUGAUCCACGAAAAUAAAUUUCGUGGUACGUCUGUUUAUCUGUGCUGUAUGUGUUAUUUGAAUUAAUUUUUUACUAGGGGGUAGAAUGAAACCCGAGCACACUUCUUAGUCUCAAUACUUGAGACAGAAGAAUGAAAAAACGGGAGUGAAACCAUUUCCUACCAAAGUUGCAAGCAUUCCAAAUUACGGUAUCAGAUAAUAUGUGUUCUUAACUAAAAGCAAACUAAACAGACAAGAGAUAAGAAUUAGUGAUUUUUAAUACCAUGUUCGUUCAUUCACCCGACCGCUCUAAAUCAAAAACACCCUCCCACUUCAAGCAGAGCCCACAUUUUAUCAGUAAUACGCGAAGACGCCGCGAGAGCAAAGUUAUGCAAACUCAAACGCCCACGCUCACAUAAAAGAUCGUUACCAUAGAAACUCAUAGAGACAGCCAACAGUCUGUGAAUAUUACAAUCUAAAAUAACAGAACAACUUGAGUUAGAAACCUGUCAAAUACAGCUCAGUCAGCUGUUCAAACAAACGAAGCAUACCCAAUAAAAAACAACGUUCGAACGUUUCAACUUAUACUAGAUCACACACACACAGAAAAACUUUUCAAAAAAUUAUUACACACACACACAUGCAACGAGCAAUGUAAUAGCACUAACGCAGCUAUCGACUACACAGCUACAGACACAUGCGAGUACAGAUUCUAGCGCCAUAGAAACCUAAAAUAAUAUAUUCUAAAUUGAUAAUUGUUUGUCGUUACUUUGACUUGAACCGUAAGGCUUUCGACCUUCCGCCCACGUUUCAAUGUUUGCGUGAUACGUUAUCUUGAAGGCCAUUUUUUUACAUUGACGUCUUCACCAACGCACACUUAUACAUACACAUACGAUAUCUGCACCAUUCUGUCAAUUGGGAGAAAAAUUACCGAAUCGAUGUGUCUCUACGUUCGUUAAGCGGGCUGUGUAACACGAAUUGAUUGCGUAACUAAUUCUGGCAACUCACUAAUUCACAUUAUCUAUUAUGUAACUAAUUCGUAUUUUCGCUUGCUGAUCACGCCCAGUCCUUUCGAAAAUUGAAUGUACCAAGACCUAUUUUACGUGUUGUUAGCGGGUCCUUACCUCGACACUAUUUGUGCUUUUUAUGUUUGAACGAAACUACGACGACAACCAAUGCUUUUAAUACUAACUAUUCGAACCACAAUGAUUACACUGUGAGCACUUUUCUACGAAUAUGUUUAUUAUAAAAAGAAACACUACACCACUACUCACACACAUCACAUGACAGCCCCGACCAGAAGGUUACCAGGAAUGCUUCCAACGCCAAGUUUAGUAAAAAAAAAACAACAAAACGCUCCAACGCUUCUGUUCAAUCGGCAUAUUGUUGAAUCAAAAUUUUAUAGUCGCAAAACAAAAAAAAAAAAAAACAAACAAAAGCAAACAGUGGUAGCGAAACAAAUUUAAAAAAUACAUGCUAAACAGAACUAGUUAAGAUGAGGUGGAAACCCUAGCGAAAUAACAAGUAAGAACGUAAGUAUAAGAUAUUUACUCGUCAAAUAUCUGUAGAUUAUGUGUCUUUUCACUCGUUUCAAUUGAAAUUUAUUUUUCAAUUGAAACAGACAAAAAAAAACAGAACUGCUCAAUUAUUUUUCAUGAAGUAAGAGGAAUGAGGAGCCGUGUGAAUAAGAAAAUUUUUAAUAAAUGAACAAUGCGUAUUUAUACUUUUAAUUUAUAAUCUAUGAGGUAAACCAAAAACAACUAGCAUGUUGCGAAUUAAAAUUAAUAAAUUCAAGCAGAGCGGAGAAAAGGCGUUGAUAAAGAAAAAAAACAUAGAAAAUAUUACAAACCUGAAGCAAAGGAUGCAAUAUUAUAAAAUUAUUACUCAACUGCAAAUUGAGAGAAUGCAAACUCGAGACUAGUUCGUAAAAGAAUAUCAACCAGCCCAGAACCAGCAAAAAGGGGAUAUGUUAAAGUUUAAAUUAAACAGAACAAGCCAGCUCUCGACCUUUAUGAUAUGAAGAGAGCGAGGAUAAAUAAGCAAAUGAAUCACGUUUAAAGAGUAGUUGUUCACCGAAUUAAAACCAACGGAAGUUCGUAUUUCAACAUAGUGUAAUAGAAGCGGGUGUGGAAGGAAUCACUUAAACAAUACCACUAUUAUCCUACCUGUCGCACUUUUAUUUAGGUACCACUGUCCAAAUACCGUAAAUUUAACUAAAUUGCACCAAAAAAACACACCUCUACCUUUCGAUUUGUUGAGAUCACUGCCAAACUCGUUACGGUACAUUUGAAAUUGGUAAAAGAAAGAAAACCUGCAGUUUAUUAGUGAAAUUUAAUCGAUUUAAUCAAAUUCAGUCCACGAUUUCAGUUGCGCCGAAGGUUUGACAGUUGAUCGUUAACAUAACACGAUAGCACUCCAAUAUUAUUAUCAAUGUUUUCUCACCAAAUUCUUCCAAAACACCGUUUCCGUUCCAACCAUCAAUGCUAGUAGAGCCUAAAUGUAGCACUGAAUGAAAAAAAAAAAUAAAUUAAAAUACACUUCUUGAAAAAUAAAUAUCUACGGUAGUGUUGCGAAUUAUUGGUCCGGAGCAAAACGUUUUGUUCUAGUUCCCCUUUCGCUUCAGUAGUUAAGCUCUUCCAAUAGGCGUACCCCUUUACUUAAUGCAAUGAAGUAGAUCGAUUUUAUAAUUACACCCUUGUUAAGCUUCAUUUAAUUCACUAGAUCAGUGACAAGCCCAUGCUCUUUAGAAUACGAAUGUAAAAAAACGCAAUGAAAUUCACUCACGGUAAUUCGGAGUUCUCUUACGUUGUGUAACUACUACACCACAAGUAAAAUUCACACGCAAACAAGAACUUACUCACACACGCGCAUUAUUUCUGUAAAUAUACCCGAUAGGUAAAAGUGACUGUCAGUAGAAAAAAACCGUUACUUCAGGACAGAGCAAAAAAAAUGUUAGAGCAACUGGAAUUCGAACAACUUGAGCCGUCAUGCAGAGUCACACACACUACUCUACACACCUGAAAUACAACACUGCAGACAAACACGAACACAGACUCACACUUUCAGCCUCAAACACCGGAACGCAAAACUCAAAAUCAAAACGAAGUGUGUAGAAAGCAUGUGAUUGAUUUUACUGUAAAGAGAAAUGAGCAAGUGAAAAACGAGCAACCAAAAACAGUAGUGAAAAUUCAAAAAAGCAGAUGUAUAAGUAAGUGUUAAAUACUCACUGUACUUAUCUAUAAGAAAUUAAGCGAUAAAAAAAAGAAAAAAAUACAAAAAGGAGUAAAAGUGAAUAAAAUAUAUACACAAUAUAUAAAUAUAUGAGGAAAAAGUAUAUAUAUCGCAACACAAGAAAAUUCUAAAUAAAUAUAAAUUUUUUAUAUAGGAAUGUAACAUGCAACAAAAAUUCAAUAAAGAAUACAAAAAUAUCGUUCAUAUUAUAUUUGUAAAUAUUUUAGUUCGACAAAUGAAUCACCCUAAUGUACAUUCAACUUCAAUGCACAAAAAAAGGAGAAAAUCAGAUUAGCGUAAACGAGUUAUAAAGAAAAAUUAAACUCAGCAAAGCAAGAAACAUAAAACAAAAAAAAAGAUAUUCCAGACAGUGACAAAGAACUCGCAAGAUUCUUUUCCGUACUCAAAAAUCUAUUCAAAAUGUACACAGAGACACACUCACACUUGCAGUGAGGACCCUCUCCUGGCACCUUUCGAUGGUUACGUGCAACAGAAGAAAAAAAGUAAAAAAUAAACAAAACAGAAUCCUUUUUGCCAACAAACUAAGCCAGUCUUAACCAAAUUCAGCAAAGCAUUACAUUACAUUCGUUUUCAAAUCCAUCCAUGCAAAGGUCGCGUAAGUACCACAAAAUAGCACAGUGUUUCAGUUUCACUACACAAUUCGGCAAGUAAAUAAGCCUCAUCAAAGGCGUUUAGCAAUGGCCAGGAGAGACAGCCACUAGUUUAAUAUUCAAAGCGUAACCGGACAACAACAAGAACACAAAUACUAGCGAAAAUAUAACAGACAAAGUUUAUUAAUGAUAGACUUCAUACGCAAAAAAAUGCGUCCGUUCUGUUGAAACAUAAAAUGAUAAAAAAAAACAGAACAAUGCAACAGCAAAACUUGUAAACAAAAAAAAAACAAGAAUAGUAAAGCAACGUACUAGAAUAUUUAUUGUUAUGAUACCAGAAUGCAGAAUAUAAUUUGUUUUGUUUAGGUGAAACCAAACCAAUAUAUACGUUUUCAUUUCUUGUUAUGUUUGGUAUUUUUUAACGAAACCGACAAAAGCGAGCGAGAAGUGGAAGAAAAAACAGCACGAGGAAACGAGACAGAACACACACUGCUAAUCGAUAGGAGCGAGUAAAGUAAACAGAAGAAAAAAAACAAACAAAACAACCAAACAGUGGAUAGCAACCAUGUAACGUUUCGACAAAAAAAUGAUAAGAAAAAAAUGAAAAAUAAACAAUUUAAAUAAUAAAAUAA